AUGCACUUGGGAGCUGGCGUUACAGUUGGACUGACGGGUCUGGCAGCCGGUUAUGCCACUGGCAUUGCGGGAGAUGUAGGAGUAAGGAGUACGGCACAGCAACCUCGAUUCUUUGUUGGGAUGAUCCUCAUUCAAGUCUUUGCUGGAGCGAUGGCUCUUUACGGACUCAUUGUGGCCCUUCUCCUAUACACCCUCACCACCAAGUAG
This is a messenger RNA of Darwinula stevensoni, 207 nucleotides long. The record is from the annotation of a GenBank genome assembly. Lineage: Eukaryota; Metazoa; Arthropoda; Ostracoda; Podocopida; Darwinulidae.